Vollenhovia emeryi is the source of this 1025-nucleotide messenger RNA. Its product is annotated as dual specificity protein phosphatase 19. Gene Ontology annotation, molecular function: JUN kinase phosphatase activity. The transcript has a single exon. Gene Ontology annotation, biological process: regulation of MAP kinase activity; protein dephosphorylation. NCBI's taxonomy places the organism in Eukaryota, Metazoa, Arthropoda, Insecta, Hymenoptera, Formicidae. Gene Ontology annotation, cellular component: cytoplasm. Bases 76 to 663 code for a protein of 195 amino acids. The record is from RefSeq and is a predicted model, not a curated record.
AACGUACCUGAUCUCUUUUUGUUUGAUGACCUCUCUGAUGCAGAUGUUAUUUAAAGAAAUAUUAAUUUUUGCAUAAUGGAUUUACGAGAUCUUAUCGCAAAAAAGAGAUUGUCAUUAAAAUCAUGUAAGACAGUGAUAACAGAUCCACUUGGCAAUAAAUAUGAAGUUGAACAUGGCCAAGUAAAGAAACUGGAAAAAAGUUUGCCGUUCGUAGUAGAUGAAAAACCUGAUUUGCAUGUCGCUGAUAUAAUACCAGGAUUGUAUCUCAGCUCCCAAGAUCCAGCGGUUUGCAAUGAUAUAUUAAAAAAAUAUGAAAUACGACAUAUUUUGAGUAUAGGUGUCGAUAUUUCUGAGAAAUAUGUCGACAUUCAGUAUCACACGUGUGACUUGUUAGAUUUGCCGGAAUCGAAUAUAUUACCAUCGAUAAAAAAAUGUGUCGAUAUCAUACGUACGAGUCUGAAAGAAAAUAUUCUUGUGCAUUGUAACGCUGGCGUCUCUCGUUCUGCUAGUAUUGUUAUCGCUUAUUUAAUGAUUGUUAUGAAGUUGUCAUACGAUGAGGCUUAUGAUACAGUGAAAAGGGCGAGAAGUUGUAUUAAGCCUAAUGAUGGAUUCGUGAAACAACUACGUAGUAUUGAGAACACAACCUUUGCUUACGAAUUAUAGUAUGUCGAUAUAUUUCAAACCGUGACAAUUUUUAAGACUGCUUGUACUGUGUCGAUAAAUAAUUUAUUAGCCAUCCGGAAAUCAAUUAAAUUAUUAUUGACAAUAUUUACCGACACCUCUGCCUAAUUUUGGCAUAUAUCUUAUAAUUAGGAACAAAUUUAUUAUGUAUAUAUAUAUAUUUGCAAUUUUACUUAAUUUCUGAGAGUGGAAGAGGAAAAAGGAUGUUUGUACUAGAAAUGGAUAAAUAGAUCAAUGAAUGUAGUAUAUUGUUACAAUAUAAUCCAUGUGUUAUAACGUUAUUUACUUAUAUGUGUACAGAGAAUAUUGUUUCAUGUAAUUACAAUAUAUUUUAUUAUAACUCA